This is a messenger RNA of Racocetra persica, 190 nucleotides long. Lineage: Eukaryota; Fungi; Glomeromycota; Glomeromycetes; Diversisporales; Gigasporaceae. The record is from the annotation of a GenBank genome assembly.
AGAUAACUCUCCUAUGUUGAAAAAAUUAAUCAAUGAAUUAACUACUGCUUCUACUCAGCAAAUUUCCUCAAAAAAAUACUAUCACUUUGAAGAUGCAUCUAAUGCUUUAGUUGAUGAUAAAAUUAGAGAGCAUAUCCUUGAUCAAGAUAAAAUUAUAAAGCAUAUCCUCGAUCAAGAUAAAAUUACAGAG